AUGGACCCCUUCAACGCCUUGGGAGUCGCGGCAGCGACGAUACAGUUCGUCGACUCUGCUACCGCUCUCAUAUCUGCAGGCAGCAAGAUCUGUAGGUCCAAGACUGGAGAGCUGCAGCUGGAGUCGGAAAGCCGAACGAUCGCUGAAGAGUUGGAAAGCCACCAUGGGGAACUGAGAGAUUCCAACUCUAACGGGAGCGGAGAUGUCUCCCAAAUAGAAAAGCAGAUUCGGGCCAUGUGCGACCAGUGCGAUGCUGUGGCUCAGGAUCUUCUCCACGCCGUGCAAAAGUUAAAGUCCCGGCGUUGGAGCAAAAAGGAGAAGUUUGAAACCUUCAAGCAAGCUCUGCAAGCCGUCUGGACUCCAGAGCAGAUCACACAUUUGGAGCAGCGUCUUGGAAGUUGGCGAUCUCAGCUCAUUCCUCUUAUUCUUUCGGCGUUGAGGGAACAACAAACACGACUCGGCAGCCAAGUCCCUCUUGUCCAGAGCACAGCAGCGCAAAAUUAUCGGAACGGCCAAAGAUUCUUAGAAUGCCUGCGAAAGAACAGGGAAUAUUACUCGGAGAUCCACGACGCCAUUCGAGAGAACCCUAGGCCGUCCGGAGGGGUCUAUGCGCUCUCCUCCGGCAACGAAUUCGAGACGGGCAUCCUUUCGGCUCUAUUCUUCGACGCAACGCAGAACCGGGAAGAUGCAAUUCCCGACGCUUGCAAGGGGAGCUUUGAAUGGAUAUUCCAGCAGCCUCAAUCCGAAAAUAGACAAUGGACCAGCUUUUCCGACUGGCUGCGAGAAGACUCGGAUCAACGUAUUUACUGGAUCACUGGCAAGGCGGGUGCGGGUAAAUCAACGCUUAUGAAGUUCAUCUGUCAUAACCAAGCCACUCGAGAACUGUGUUACGAAUGGGCCGGUAAUGAGAGGCUGCUCCAUGCACGAUUUUACUCCUGCGACUCCAGCAAUACUUUGCAGUCGUCUCAAGAAGGCCUUCUCCGGUCUUUAUUGUACCAAGUUCUAAGGCAGGACCAACAUUUCGCGGCAAGGGCCUUCCCCGACCAGUGGGAGAUGUUCUCACUGCUCGGGAUUCAGCCGGAUUCUCCAAUGACAGUACCAUAUCUACAGCAAGGCUUGGAACGCGUGAUAAAAUCCAGUCCCGACUCACGGUUCACUUUCUUCGUCGACGGCCUUGAUGAGUUCCGUGGUGACCCAGACACCUUGGCGGCUUUCUUCCAGAAGUUGACACUCAGCACGAAUAUCAAAGUCUGUCUCAGCGCCCGGCCGUGGACGAAUUUCAAGAAAUCCUAUGGAUUUGGACCUAACCUGCGCCUGGAAGAACUGAACUAUCCGGAUAUCGUCCAGCUCACGCAAUCCAGCCUGGAGAAAAGUACAGACUUCACUCACUUUUGCAAGCAGUCUCCGAAACAGGCACAAGCAUUGGUUGAAGCAACUGCCGAGAAGGCCUCUGGUGGCUUCGUAUUGGUUGAGUUAAUGCUUCGUUUGCUCCUCCAAGGUCUCCAAGAUGGAGAAAGGCUUUCGGAUCUUCGUCGACGAUUGGAUAAUGCACCCAGUGAUUUGGAACAAAUGUUCCAGAAAAUGCUGGACAGCAUCGAGCCACAACGCGCCGAACACGCUUCGCAGAUAUUCCAAAUGGUCCGAGCUGCCAGGGCUCCAAUCAGCCUUCUUUGCCUCUCCUUCGCCGGCGAAGACGAUCCGCAUCUCCCUUACGAGCACCCGGUCGAGCCUUUGACAGAAGAGCAAGAAGAGGCUCGAGCAGACCAGAUGCGGCGCCGCCUCAACAGCCACUGCAAAGGCCUUCUCGUAGCGACACCGCGGAACUCCGACCCCCAGGCCACCGUCGACUACCUCCACCGCACCGUCCGCGACUACCUCCACCGCGGCUCCGUCUGGCACCACCUCACAUCCCAUUCGAGCCCCUCUUCCCCCUUCGACCCGCACCUCGCCCUCGCCCACGGCUUCCUCCUCGUCCUCAAAACCGCCCGCCUCUCCCCUCCCCAAUGGCACUCCCACCGCCUCGACUACCCCUACUCCCCCGACGACAACGACGACAGCACCACCACCACGCCGUCGACCCCCAACUUCGCCGCCCUCCUCCUCUCCACCAUCCGCCACAUCACCUCCAUCCCCGCCCCCUCCCCCCAAGAAAGCGAAACCGCCGAACCCGCUCCCUCCCAGCACUACAUCCCCCUCCUCGACGCCCUCGCCCACACCACCCGCGCCCUCAUCCGCCGCGAAGGGCCCUGCACCAACAACACCGAAUCGUCGCGCUGCUGGUGCCGCGGCGCCGCCGACCACCCGGACGACGGCCCCUUCACCGCGCUGGCCGUGCGCCUCCAACUACUGCCGUACGUCGCGCACCGGCUCGACCGCACGUGGCUGCUGCCGGCCGAGAAGCGGCGCGAGGGUGACAGCGGUGCGGCGCCGAUACUGCAUUUCGCCGUCACGUCCGAAAGCAUCGACUACGCCGCCUCGAACGGCGACGGCGAUGCGGAAGGUGCGGAUGUGGCGAUGGUGGAGCGCCGCGCGCGGCUGAUCCACAUGCUGCUGGAGUGGGGCGCGGAGCCGAAUUACGACGCGGCCGGCGGAAACGGGCCGUCGCCGUGGGAGGAGGUGGUGAUGGGGGGCGGGGUUGAGGAGUACGGGGAGGAGGUUUGGGCGGAGUUUUUGAGGUAUGGUGCGGACAAGAGCGUUGUGGUGGAUUCGGGGGCCGCGGCGGGGAGAGGGAGCGGCGGCCUGGCGGGUGGUGCGGGGAAGAAGAAGCGGAGGUGGUAUAGGCGGAUUUGUAGGAGGGAGGAUGGGAGGAUUAGGUGGAAGACGAGGAAGAGUGGGAAGCCGGCGGCUUAA
Messenger RNA from Lasiodiplodia theobromae, 2850 nucleotides. RefSeq names its product P-loop containing nucleoside triphosphate hydrolase. The transcript is spliced from 2 exons. NCBI's taxonomy places the organism in Eukaryota, Fungi, Ascomycota, Dothideomycetes, Botryosphaeriales, Botryosphaeriaceae. Bases 1 to 2850 code for a protein of 949 amino acids. The record is from RefSeq and is a predicted model, not a curated record.